AUGCCAGUGCAUCCAGACCCAUCCAGGCAGCCGCUGCUCGCCGACGCACAGCAAGAUGACUCCCCUCCCACCCCGCCGUCCAAGACAUUCACGCCGACCUUUGGCGCCGCCGCCGCCUACGGCAUCCUCGUCAGCAUCGUCAUCGGCAGCGGCGUCUUCACCUCGCCCGGCGCCAUCGACACCAACGUGCCCUCGCCGGCCAUGGCGCUCGUCAUGUGGCUCACGGGCGGCAUCCUCGCCUGGGCGGGCGCCAACACCCUCGCCGAGCUGGGCACCGCCAUCCAAGGCGAGGGCGGCGUCCAGCCCUACCUGCAGUACAUCUACGGCGACCUGGCCGGGUUCCUCGCCGCGUGGACCUGGAUCAUCGCCGUCAUGCCCGCGACCAUUGCCAUCCUCAGCAUCGUCUUUGUCGAGAGCAUCUACUCGGCCCUUGGCGUGACGGACCGCGCCGACGCCUUAUCUCACAAGGGCCUCUCCGUCCUCGUCCUCGUCGUCGUGAGCCUCGCCAACUCGAUCAGCACCCGCGUCAGCACCCACCUCAGCCGCUUCUUUCUCGGCACCAAGUUCACCAGCAUCAUUCUCGUUGUCGUCGCGGGCCUCGCCGUCGUUGUCCUGCAGACCAGCCAGCCCGACCGCACCGAUAUUGGUGGCCGCGACUGGUUCGUCCGCAACUGGUUCGCGUACCGCGACACCAUCCACCCGGACGGCCACCGCACCGUCUGGCAGGACCUCGGCGCCUGGGAGAUGCUCGGCCACUACUCGACCGCCAUCUACGGCGCCCUCUGGGCCUACUCGGGCUGGGACAAGGCCAUCUACAUCUCCUCGGAGCUGAAGGACCCGAGCAGGCAGCUGCCCCUGACCAUCAACACGGCCAUUCCGACCAUUGUCCUGUGCUUCUUUGUCGCCAACGCGGCCUACUACAUCCUCUUGCCCUGGGACGUCGUCUCCACGAGCGACAGUGUGGCGGUGACAGCCAUCAGUCGCCUCCUGGGCGUCCGCUUCGGCAUUCUCGCCGCGGUGCUCAUCUGCCUUGUCGUCGCAGGGUCCAUCCUCGGCAACUCCCUCGUCGUGGGCCGCAUGACCGUCGCAGCGGCCAACAAGGGCUGGUUCCCGCGUCUGUUCACCGUCAUUGGCCGGGUUGGCCUGCUGAAACACCGCAGCCCUGAUGAUGCGCCGUCCUCUACCACCUUUGACGCGCCGGUGAACGCUGUGCUGCUGUCGAUUGUGCUCUCGGCGCUGUACAUUCUCUUUGGCGACUUUCGCUCGCUCCUGACGUUCAACGGGCUGGGGGAGUACACAUUCUUCUUCCUCACCGUCCUUGGGGCCAUCAUCCUGCGCUGGAGGGAACCUGGUCUCAAGAGGCCGUACAAGCCCCUGCUCAUCAUCCCCGUGGUGUUUGCCUUGGUGAGUGGGUUCGUCAUUGUGAGGGGCGCAACGUUUGCGCCCGUGCAGGCGCUCGUCUUGGUCGUGCUAUGGGCCAUAGGUCUCGUCAUCUACUGGGUCAAGAUGCGCUGGUUCGCGUCUUGA
This is a messenger RNA of Emericellopsis atlantica, 1527 nucleotides long. RefSeq names its product amino acid/polyamine transporter I. Gene Ontology annotation, molecular function: L-amino acid transmembrane transporter activity. Lineage: Eukaryota; Fungi; Ascomycota; Sordariomycetes; Hypocreales; Bionectriaceae. The transcript is spliced from 2 exons. Gene Ontology annotation, biological process: amino acid transmembrane transport. The coding region runs from base 1 to 1527 and encodes 508 amino acids. The record is from RefSeq and is a predicted model, not a curated record. Gene Ontology annotation, cellular component: membrane.